GCACAGGCUCCCGACGUGCUCCGAGCCGCACCUCCAACCGGCUUUUCCUUCUAGAAGCUUCAGGUGCUACUGGUGCCCGAAUCUCGCACUAUCCGCCUUCAUCUUGCACCCAGCGACCAUCCCCGGCCCGGAGACCCCGCCAUCCUUACUCCCCGCGCAUCGCCCGGCCUCAGCAUGACCAACUCCGCUCCCAAACUCAUGGCGAUGCCGUCCGGCGGCGGUAACAGUGCGAGCAAGAAUAAAGGAGCCUACCAGGACCGGGACAAGCCGGCGCAGAUCCGCUACAGCAACAUCUCCGCGGGCAAAGCUGUUGCUGAUGCCGUUAGAACUAGCCUUGGACCAAAGGGUAUGGACAAAAUGAUUCAAGAUGGUAAAGGGGAUGUCACUAUCACAAAUGAUGGAGCAACGAUUUUGAAGCAAAUGCAAGUCCUGCACCCAGCAGCUAAGAUGUUGGUUGAAUUAUCCAAGGCCCAAGAUAUUGAAGCUGGAGAUGGCACAACAUCUGUUGUGGUUAUUGCAGGAGCUCUCUUAGAUGCUUGUUCUAGGCUGUUGCAGAAAGGUAUACACCCCACUACCAUUUCCGAGUCAUUCCAGCUGGCUUCAGAGAAAGGAAUAGAAGUUCUGAGCAAUAUGGCCCAGCCUGUCGAAUUAAGCGACCAAGAAACACUAUUAAACAGUGCAACAACAUCACUAAACUCCAAGGUGGUGUCUCAGUACUCCAGCCUGCUUGCACCAAUGAGUGUAGAUGCAGUAAUGAAAGUAAUUGAUCCAUUGACUGCCAGUAGUGUUGAUCUUCGGGACAUUAAAAUUGUCAAAAAACUUGGCGGCACCAUCGAUGACUGUGAGCUGGUUGAUGGCCUCGUGCUGACACAGAAAUUGUCUAACACUGGCGUAUCUCGGGUAGAGAAAGCAAAGAUUGGUCUGAUUCAGUUCUGUUUAUCUUCCCCAAAAACAGACAUGGACAAUCAAAUAGUCGUGUCAGAUUAUGCACAGAUGGACAGAGUCUUAAGAGAAGAGAGAACCUACAUCCUCAACCUUGUGAAACAGAUUAAGAAGGCUGGCUGUAAUGUGCUCCUCAUUCAGAAGUCCAUUUUAAGGGAUGCGCUUAGUGAUCUUGCCUUACACUUCCUGAAUAAAAUGAAGAUAAUGGUCAUUAAGGAUAUAGAGCGAGAAGACAUUGAAUUCAUAUGUAAGACUAUUGGGACAAAGCCAGUGGCCCAUGUUGACCAGUUUACCGCAGACAUGUUGGCAUCAGCUGAACUGGCUGAAGAAAUUAGUCUGAGCAGUUCUGGGAAACUUGUGAAGAUAACUGGUUGUGCCAAUCCUGGAAAAACGGUUACUAUAGUUGUUCGUGGUUCCAACAAAUUGGUGAUUGAAGAGGCUGAGCGCUCCAUUCAUGAUGCACUUUGUGUAAUUCGCUGCUUAGUUAAGAAAAGAGCACUAAUUGCCGGAGGAGGUGCCCCUGAGAUUGAGCUUGCCUUGCGUCUGAACGAGUAUGCCAGAACUUUGAGUGGCAUGGAAUCCUAUUGUAUCCGAGCGUUUGCAGAUGCCAUGGAAGUUAUCCCCUCCACACUGGCAGAAAAUGCUGGGCUUAACCCCAUAUCCACUGUAACAGAGCUGAGGAACCGUCAUGCACAGGGCGAGAAAACCGCUGGGAUUAAUGUGCGGAAGGGUGGAAUCUCUAACAUUUUGGAGGAGCUAGUCGUCCAACCUCUAUUGGUGUCAAUCAGCUGCUUGACUCUGGCUACAGAAACAGUUCGUAGUAUCCUGAAGAUUGAUGAUGUGGUAAACACACGGUAGACUUUGCAGAAGCUGUGUUGUGUACGAACUGCUUUAAAGAAGCCUCAUCUACUGUUGCUUUCGGUUUCCAUCAAAGCUGGCUGUAUAACUUUUUGUCAGCACUUAAUUUAAUAAAAUUGUUACAUGAACUUCCAAA
Pseudophryne corroboree (corroboree frog) is the source of this 1936-nucleotide messenger RNA. RefSeq names its product chaperonin containing TCP1 subunit 4 (gene CCT4). NCBI's taxonomy places the organism in Eukaryota, Metazoa, Chordata, Amphibia, Anura, Myobatrachidae. Gene Ontology annotation, cellular component: chaperonin-containing T-complex. Gene Ontology annotation, molecular function: ATP-dependent protein folding chaperone; ATP binding; ATP hydrolysis activity. The coding region runs from base 175 to 1800 and encodes 541 amino acids. Gene Ontology annotation, biological process: protein folding. The record is from RefSeq and is a predicted model, not a curated record. The transcript is spliced from 14 exons.